CAACCAGGGCACAUGGUGGGACAGCUUUUAAAGGAAGAGAAGGAAUUUGGUGUUUUGUUGGAUAAGACAUUUACGUCUCCCGAAGUGGACGUGACACAGAAACUUGUACCGUCACGUGAUACGAUGACGUCAUAUCACACUGAAGUAAAACAUUGUGGUGCUCGUGUGCAACCACGUCAGACCCAUUCAAGAGAACAAGAAGAAGUGGCAAAUGAAGAUAAAAUGGAUGUUUACGGUAGGUUAUCAAGUUACCAAAUCAAGAGGACUUCUUUACUUUGUGCGAAAAUUGGAACCAUGCAUAUGUCAAAGCAAAUCACUAACUCAUAAUCAUAUUUCAUUAAUAUAUCUAAGAUACAUGAGAAUUGUGAACUUAUGAGAC
Molecule: messenger RNA, 379 nt
Organism: Ruditapes philippinarum (Manila clam)
Lineage: Eukaryota; Metazoa; Mollusca; Bivalvia; Venerida; Veneridae
Exons: 2
Coding region: 13-327 (104 amino acids)
Source: RefSeq, a predicted model, not a curated record